Molecule: messenger RNA, 2267 nt
Organism: Myodes glareolus (Bank vole)
Lineage: Eukaryota; Metazoa; Chordata; Mammalia; Rodentia; Cricetidae
Source: RefSeq, a predicted model, not a curated record
GGCGCAGCCCGGGCAGAAUCGCUGUAGGUUUUUGAGCAGUGUCUGUUCUGCGUCCCUGCCGGGAGCCUGCAAACCAGAAUGGGCCGGAAGGUGACCGUAGCCACCUGUGCACUCAACCAGUGGGCCCUGGAUUUUGAGGGCAAUUUCCAGAGGAUUUUAAAGAGUAUUCAAAUUGCCAAAGCCAGAGGUGCCAGAUACAGGCUUGGACCAGAACUGGAAAUAUGUGGCUAUGGAUGCUGGGACCAUUAUCACGAGUCAGACACACUCCUGCAUUCGCUCCAAGUCCUGGCUGCCCUUCUGGAUUCUUCCAUCACUCAGGACAUCAUCUGUGAUGUGGGCAUGCCUGUGAUGCACCGGAAUGUUCGCUACAACUGCAGAGUCAUCUUUCUCAACCGGAAGAUCCUCCUCAUCAGGCCCAAGAUGGCCUUGGCCAAUGAAGGCAACUACCGGGAGCUACGCUGGUUCACCCCCUGGUCCAGGAGCCGGCAAACUGAGGAGUAUGUCCUCCCUCGGAUGUUACAGGACCUGACAAAGCAGAAAACCGUUCCCUUCGGAGACGUGGUACUUGCCACCAGGGACACUUGUAUUGGGAGUGAGGUCUGUGAAGAACUCUGGACACCGCGCAGCCCUCACAUCGACAUGGGCCUGGAUGGUGUGGAGAUCAUCACCAACGCCUCGGGCAGCCACCACGUGCUACGUAAAGCCCAUACCAGGGUGGAUCUGGUGGCCAUGGCGACCUCCAAGAAUGGUGGCAUCUACCUGCUAGCCAACCAGAAGGGCUGCGACGGUGACCGUCUCUACUACGAUGGCUGUGCCAUGAUUGCCAUGAACGGGAGUAUCUUUGCCCAGGGCACUCAAUUCUCAUUGGAUGAUGUGGAGGUCCUCACUGCCACCCUGGACCUGGAGGAUGUCCGGAGCUACAGGGCAGAGAUCUCAUCUCGAAACCUGGAGGCAAGCAGGGUGAGCCCGUAUCCCAGGGUGAAUGUGGAUUUUGCCCUCUCGGUCAGUGAGGACUUGUUGGAACCGGUGUCAGAACCUGUGGAGUGGACAUACCACAGUCCCGAGGAGGAGAUAAGCCUCGGGCCUGCCUGCUGGCUCUGGGACUUCCUCCGAAGGAGCAAACAGGCUGGGUUUUUCCUGCCCCUGAGUGGCGGUGUGGAUAGUGCAGCCAGCGCCUGCAUCGUCUACUCCAUGUGCUGCCUGGUCUGCGAGGCUGUGAAGAGUGGAAAUGCACACACCUGUGCUGACUCCUCUCACUCCUGCCCUUCCAGCCACCACAUCAAUCUGAACAUUGACACCGCCGUGAAGGCUGUCCUGGGCAUCUUCAGCCUGGUGACCGGGAAGUUCCCUCGGUUUUCAGUACACGGAGGGAGCAGCAGGGAGAACCUGGCCUUGCAGAAUGUGCAGGCUCGGAUAAGGAUGGUCCUCGCCUACCUGUUUGCUCAGCUGAGCCUCUGGUCCCGGGGUGUUCAAGGGGGCCUUCUUGUGCUUGGAUCUGCCAAUGUGGAUGAGAGUCUCCUCGGCUACCUGACCAAGUAUGACUGCUCCAGCGCGGACAUCAACCCGAUAGGCGGCAUCAGCAAGACAGACCUGAGAGCCUUCGUCCAGUUCUGCACUGAGCGCUUCCAGCUUCCCGCUCUGCAGACCAUCCUGUCAGCACCAGCCACUGCAGAGCUGGAGCCCUUAGCCAACGGGCAGGUGUCUCAGACAGAUGAGGAAGACAUGGGGAUGACAUACUCAGAACUCUCCGUCUUCGGCAGACUUCGGAAGGUCGCCAAGGCUGGGCCCUACAGUAUGUUCUGUAAACUGCUCAACAUGUGGAAAGAUAGCUGUACGCCAAGACAGGUGGCUGAGAAGGUGAAACGGUUUUUCUCGAAGUACUCCAUGAACAGGCACAAGAUGACAACCCUCACGCCAGCAUAUCAUGCUGAAAGCUACAGUCCUGAUGACAACAGGUUUGACCUGAGACCCUUUCUGUACAACACGGCUUGGCCCUGGCAGUUCCGCCACAUUGAUAACCAGGUUCUGCAGCUCGAGAGGAAAGAACAGCAGGGCCCGAAAGACUGCGUCUAGGAGCGGUUGGAAGAGCCAUCACCUUUAUGGAAGCGCCUCCUCCCUAGAGAUCCCUACUGUGAUUUCAAAUCCCCAGUGGUCAGGACCAGAGACCCUGCCACUGCCCUGCUGGAGCCAGGGUUUGUUUACUUUUCAGGAAGAGAGAGAUGUUCAUUCUAAUGCCAUAAAAAUAAACAAAAAUACUCUUUUUAAAA